AUGGACCCCGCCACCACCUCCAGGAGCAACCACUGCCUGGACGCGGCCAAAGCCUGCAACCUCAACGACAACUGCAAGCGCCUGCGCUCGGGCUACAUCUCCACCUGCAGCCGGGAGCUGUCGGCCACCGAGCCCUGCAGCCGCCGCAAGUGCCACAAAGCCCUGCGCCAGUUUUUUGACCGCGUUCCCAGCGAGUUCACCUUCCGCCUGCUCUGCAGCGGGAACAUGGAAGAGGAAUGCGAGAAAUUCCUGCAGGAUUUCACCGAAAAUCCGUGUCUCCGAAACGCCAUCCAAGCUUUUGGGAAUGGGACCGACGUGAAUUUGUCUCCUAAAAACCCCAAUCCCGGCGUGACGGCGCUGGCGAAGACGGAGAAGAGCCCGGUGCUGYCGGAUGAUGGCAACGACAGCAACACCGCGUACGACACGAGCGUCAUCAGCACCUGCUCCUCCCUCCAG
Molecule: messenger RNA, 456 nt
Organism: Malurus melanocephalus (red-backed fairy wren)
Lineage: Eukaryota; Metazoa; Chordata; Aves; Passeriformes; Maluridae
Product: GDNF family receptor alpha-2-like
Exons: 3
Biological process (GO): nervous system development
Cellular component (GO): signaling receptor complex; external side of plasma membrane
Molecular function (GO): signaling receptor activity
Source: RefSeq, a predicted model, not a curated record